This is a messenger RNA of Glarea lozoyensis ATCC 20868, 1638 nucleotides long. RefSeq names its product Inosine monophosphate dehydrogenase (IMPDH). Gene Ontology annotation, molecular function: IMP dehydrogenase activity. NCBI's taxonomy places the organism in Eukaryota, Fungi, Ascomycota, Leotiomycetes, Helotiales, Helotiaceae. Gene Ontology annotation, biological process: GTP biosynthetic process. The coding region runs from base 1 to 1638 and encodes 545 amino acids. The transcript is spliced from 2 exons. Gene Ontology annotation, cellular component: cytoplasm. The record is from RefSeq and is a predicted model, not a curated record.
AUGCCUCACACGAACGGUACCAAGUCUCAGCCUUCUCAUUUCGGGACCGAUCUCUUGGACCCAAGCAAGGCUUUGUCUCUUCUCGAAGAGUACGAAGAACGCGAUGGCCUAGAUGUCAAGUCCCUCAUUGACUCCAAGAAACACGGCGGAUUGACCUACAAUGACUUUCUUGUCCUUCCUGGGUAUAUUGGCUUUGCAGCCUCCGACGUCAGUCUUGAAUCGCCAGUCACCAAACGAAUCACUCUCAAGACUCCCUUCGUCUCGUCGCCCAUGGACACAGUCACCGAGCACGAAAUGGCCAUCCAUAUCGCAUUGCAAGGAGGAUUAGGUGUUAUUCACCACAAUUGCUCUGCUGACGAACAAGCCGAGAUGGUUCAGAAAGUCAAGCGCUAUGAAAAUGGCUUUAUUCUCGACCCAGUAGUGUUGCAGCGCGACACCACUGUUGCUGAGGUUAAGGCGCUCAAGGAGAAAUGGGGAUUCGGUGGUUUCCCUGUAACUGAGAAUGGGAAGCUUGGCUCCAAGUUGAUCGGUAUCGUCACCAACCGAGAUAUCCAAUUCGAGGAUAAUGAUGACGCUCCCGUCUCUGCAGUAAUGGUCACUGAUCUUAUUACUGCUGCUCAUGGCACAACUCUGGUGGAAGCCAAUGCGAUACUUGCCAAGUCUAAAAAGGGAAAGCUCCCAAUCGUGGACUCUGAUGGUAAUUUGGUUUCUAUGAUCUCCCGUUCCGAUUUGAUGAAAAAUCUUCAUUUCCCGCUUGCCUCAAAGCUGCCCGACUCCAAGCAAUUGAUUUGCGCCGCUGCCAUCGGUACCCGACCAGAAGACAAGACUCGUCUGCAAAAGUUAGUUGAUGCUGGACUCGAUGUAGUCAUCUUGGACAGUAGUCAGGGAAACAGCAUGUACCAGAUCGAGAUGAUCAAGUACAUCAAGAACAAAUAUCCCGGAUUGGAUGUGAUUGGAGGCAACGUUGUCACCCGGGAGCAAGCAGCCUCGUUGAUCGCCGCUGGCGUCGAUGGUCUUCGUAUCGGUAUGGGAAGUGGCAGUGCUUGCAUCACACAAGAAGUUAUGGCUGUCGGUCGGCCACAAGCUGCAGCUGUCUACAAUGUCAGCUCUUUCGCAGCCAGAUUCGGUGUCCCAUGUAUGGCUGAUGGUGGUAUCCAAAACGUUGGCCACAUCGUCAAGGGUCUCGCGCUCGGUGCUACCACUAUCAUGAUGGGUGGUCUUCUAGCUGGUACUACAGAAUCUCCCGGUACUUCUUUUGUCAGUCGCGAGGGUAAACUUGUCAAGGCUUACCGUGGUAUGGGUAGCAUUGACGCAAUGCAAGACAAGAAGGCUGGAUCUGGCGCCAAGGAUAGCCAGAAGCAGAACGCUGGUACUGCCAGAUACUUCUCUGAGGGUGACAGCGUUCUCGUCGCGCAAGGUGUGUCCGGAGCUGUUGCCCACCGAGGAUCUGUCACGAAGUUUGUUCCAUAUCUUGCUGCCGGUCUGAAGCAUUCUCUUCAAGACUGUGGCCAGAAGAGUUUGGCGGAGCUCCACGCAGCAGUUGCUAGCGGCGUUACUCGAUUCGAAUUGAGAACUGCAAGUGCACAAUUAGAAGGCGGUGUCAACAUGGAGAGUUAUGAGAAGAAGCUUUAUGCUUAG